Messenger RNA from Effrenium voratum, 3555 nucleotides. The record is from the annotation of a GenBank genome assembly. Lineage: Eukaryota; Dinophyceae; Suessiales; Symbiodiniaceae.
AUGAUUGAGGCGGCGGUGGACGCGGCGGAGCGGGCGGCGCCCAAGUGGGCGCAGCUGCGGCACUCCGAGCGCGCGGCGGUGCUGCAGUCCUGUGCCGAUACCUUGCGCUCGAACUUGGAGUCGCUGUCCACGCUGCAGACCAACGAAUCUGGGCGCCCCAUCGCGGAGACUCGCAUCGAGGUGCUAGUCGCAGCAGCUUCCUUCGAGAAUGCCGCAAGAUGUCUGGACGUCAGCCAGGAGCAGCUGGUGUCGGAGGACGAGGAGAAGAAGGUAGUAGUGCGGCGAACGCCCUUGGGCGUGGUAGCAGUGAUUGCGCCCUGGAACGCCCCCAUCGUGCUGGGCUGGAAGCCCACCGCCACCGCCCUCGCCUGCGGCAACGCCGUGGUGUUGAAGCCGGCACCCCAGACGCCUUUGACCACGCUCCGCAUCGGCGAGCUGCUGCGGCCCAUCCUGCCCCGAGGAGUUUUGAACGUGGUGGUGGGAGCAGACGACAGCAAUCCCAGGCCGGGCGAGAUCCUGACCAAUCACAGCGCAGUGCGGAAGGUGGUUUUUACGGGGUCAACGGCCAUUGGCAGCAAGGUCAUGGAGGCCUGCGCCAAGGGCUUCAAGCGCCUUCUGCUGGAGCUGGGAGGCAAUGACCCAGCGAUCGUCCGAGAGGACGCUGAUGUGGAGGCCACCGCUGAGGGCCUCUUCAAGGGAGCGUUCUUCAACAAUGGCCAGACCUGCUGUGCUGCGAAGCGCAUCUACGUGCAGGAGAAAAUCUACGACAAGUUUGUGGAGGCCUUCGUGCGGCGGGCGCGGCGCGCGGUGCUGGGCAACGGGCUGAGCGCCGCCACGGAGCUCGGGCCGCUGGCAAGCGCGGUGCAGCUGAAACACGUCACGCAGCUCGUGGAGGACGCGCGCCGGAGCGGUGGCCGCGUUCUCUGCGGCGGCGGCGCCACUGCAGGCCCUCCCGGAGAUGUCAGCUCCAACACUGGCUUGUUCUACCUGCCCACGAUUGUCGUGGGUGUCAAAGAGGGCACUCGCCUGGUGGAUGAGGAGCAGUUCGGGCCCGUGGUGCCGGUGAUGAAGUACCAGGAGGACGAGGAGGCCAUCCUGCGUGCGAACUCCACCAAGUAUGGCCUCGGGGCGUCCAUUUGGAGCAGCGAUCUGGACAAGGCCAAUGAGAUUGCGAACCAGCUUAAGGCGGGCACCGUUUGGGUGAACAAACACUGCGAGUUCAUCCGCAACGCCCCCUUCGGCGGCAUCGACGAGUCGGGCAUCGGCAGGGCGGGUGACCUCGCGGAGCAGGACCUCAACCAGUACACCGAGAUCAGGACUUUGUGCCUCGCCAAGGCCCCGCCCAAGCUGCCCCCCGCCGUGGAGACGCUGCGCAGGACUCCGGAGGUUCGCAUCGAGGAAAGAGCGAGGUCCACACUGCAGCGGCUCUUCAGGCGCCUGCGUCCCACGGACUUCUCGGAGCUCAGUUCGGGCGCCGAGGAAGCCAUGCGGAUGUUCCCCUUCCAGCCCGUGGACCUCCGCAGCGCUUUGCAGAGCCUCCUGCAGCCCAGCGGCCCCGCAGCGGUGAUCCUUCGGGGCUUCCCUCUAGAAGCCCCGACCGCCCGGCGCCGGGUGGAGUCCGAGGCCUCGCUGCUGGGCACCUUGGGCUUGUUGGACGCCCAAGCCUUCGCGUUCCAAGGGGCCGAGGCUUUGGUGCGGGACCUCAAGGAGGAGGAGGCGCUGACUUGGCACAGGGUGGGCCGCAGCUGGCCCAGCUACGACCCGCCCAGGCGGCUCUUCAGGCCUGAGAAGGGCGUCCCGGAGUUCGCCUGCGCGCUGUGCUUGCGGGGCCACGACCUCCGCGGCAGCUUCGUGGAUUUUAGGAAGCUUCGCGCGGUGGCAGACCCUGAGGACCUGCAGCUGCUGCAGCAGGAGCCCCUGGCCUUCUUCGACUCCCAGACGGGGCUCCGUUCAGAGCGGGUCCUUGUGGCAGGGGAGGUGGAGGAGGAUGGCAGCGUGACUUGGCUACACGCCACGUUUCUGCUGGGCCGAGCUGCGCUGGUGCCGGUGAACAAGACUCUUUUUGCACUGCAAGUGGCGCCGGCGCCGGAUGCGGCCAUCACCGCAGAGAACCAGCGGCUCAAGAAGGAGAUCGAUGCUGCGCUGAAGCGGGCGGAGGAGGCAGAGGCCAAGCAAAAGGAAGCAGCUGCCAAGGGCGAAGCCACUGAAAAGCUCAACGCCGAGCUGCAAGAUGCUGCGAAAGACAGCAACGCGAGGAACGAGCGUGCCAAGGCACUGGCACAAGCGGAGCUUGUGAACAUGGCCAAGGUGUGGCGUGCGCAGCGGGCCGUCGAGGAGUGCAAGGGCAUCCGCGAGGUGUCUCAGGCUCGCUUGGAGUUCUGGCGUGACGCCCUCAGCACUGCGGAGGCCAAGCGCCAGGACAUGGAGACCAGCCACUCCGAGGCGAGCAGGGUCCGAGACUCCGCCGCCGAGGUGGCACAAGAUGCCGCGCGGGUGGCGGAAGAGGCUGAGAGCCAACUAGCGCAGGCGCAGGCGCUGAUGUCGGAGGCGCUGCGGGUGGCUGAGGAGUGCCGGCAGAAGGAGCGGGAGGCCUACGUCGCCUCCUUCGGCUGCGACGGGCUGCUGGCGGCCACGUCCUCGGCGCUCAGCGAGUCGGAGCAGGCGGAGCAGCUGGCGCAGGAGUCUGUCGCCAAGCGCGAGGCGGAGAUGCAGGCCCUGCAAGACGCCCUGCUGGCCGCGCGGGAGAUUCUGCGCAAGGUGCAAGGGAACAAGGAGGUGAAGCUGCAGGAGAAGGAGCGCCUAGAGCAAGAGAAGUCGGCCAAAGAGGCGGAGCUUCAAGAAGCGGAGCGCGCGCGACAGCAGGCGGAGGCGGACCUGGCGCGGACGGAGGAGUCCUUGGCGGAGGCCAAAGCCGCGCUGCUGGAGGCGCAGAGGGACUUGGCGCAGAAGCGGGGCACCGAAGAGAGCUCAUCGAUCAAAGAGGAGACCAUCCAGAGCUUUGCGAUGGAGGCGGAGCAGAUCCAGCAGUCCACCAAAGUGGAGCUGGAGACCUCCGAGGACCAUACCGUGCAGGCUGAGGAGGCUCUGCAGCGCGCUGAGGAGCUUCUGUCAGAGCAGAAGGAGGAGUCCAAGCAAUUGGAGGUGAGGAUGCGGGAGGAGGCAUCCAGAGGCGAUCAGAAGUCCGCCAUGGAUGCCGCGGCCAUUGCCGCGGCCCGCGCGCUGCUGGAGCUGGUGCCGUUCAAAGAUCCCAGCCAAGGUGUGCCGAAGUGGCAGGAGGCGCCGCCCAUUUUCAGCGCCGCCUACGAGAAGACCUCUUUCAGCCUGCGGGAGAAGUCGAGCACGCCCAAAACCCCACGCGAGGCGAGCGAUGGCUCGGAACGGGCCCCGCGGGCCGUGGAGACCGCAGAGGCCGCGGAGGCAGAGGCGGUGGCGGCGGACGUGUCCGAGGCGCCCGCGGCGGAGACGCCGGAGCCGCUGGAGGGCGAGAAGGCACCGGAGCGAGAGAAGGAGCCCACGGAGGGCGGCUUGUCGAUGCGGGGUACUGCCGCCGAAUGA